AAGUAAAAAAAACAUAUUCAACACGUUUGUCUUCUGUCAAGCAAGAAUGGUACUGCUAAAUUCUCAUGAAUAAUUAUUGCUUUUUAAUGGAAAUCAAUUUUUAAAUCUUUUGAGUGAAUCCAUUGUCUCUGCACUUUAUCCAAAGGCUUUGAAAAUUCAGUGCAGACUUUGAGCAAUCUCCAUAAGUUUCAAUCUUGUCGUCAUUACUUUCUCAAACUCAUCUUUCUUCAUCUUGUUUAUAUCGCAGUUUCAACCUCCUCUUUCCCAUUCCAAUUCUACCGUUGCUAUUCACAUCAUCAAAUGAUUCGAAACCCCAUUUGUUUGAUGGGGCUUUUUUAGGUUCUUGAUUGUUGUAAUCGGAUUCUGAGGCAUGGAUUCUGUCUCAAAAAUGGAAAGAAAGAUCUGUACUGCGUUAUGAGGUCAAGUUCGCCUCUCUUUCUUUAAGUUGGUUUAAGCUGCUACAGAAUUUUCUUUAAGGAUUGUUCUGAGUAUGGGAAGAGUUAGAGGAAAGAGAAAGAAGCCAACGAUUAUUGCUUCUCACGAGGAUCAUGGAAGCGGUGAAGAAUUGAAAAUCCCAGCAUUUAGGAGAAAAGGAAGGCCACAAAAGCCUCUGAAGGCAGAAGUCAAAGAAGAAGAAGCUGAGAAGAUUGUGGAAGAUGGUAAAGAUCCAAAACUCUCUAUCUCUAGUAAAGAUAUGGGGAAUCAGGCCACCAUAACAAAAGGAAGGAAGAGAAAGAAGUCCACACAGGCUAAAGAAGACAAAGACAUGGACAAGCAUGAGAGUGGCAUUGGACUAAAACCAAGUACUGAUGAAUCAAUGAAGUCUGUUGGAUUUCGACAAAAUUGUAGUAGGAGAAAAAGCAAGCCUCGACGGGCUGCUGAAGCUGGUGUUGAAUGCAAGUGAGGUUUGCUUUGUUUCUGUACUGGAUUUAAACCUUUUGCAAUCCUGUCAUAAAUCAUGAAUGUAGAGUGUAACCUGUUGGCGUGCACAAGUCCGGAUGUUUCCUUUUUAAUAUGCAUUUUUGUUACAGUUAAUUUUGAUUUAGAGGGUUUUUUCCAUUUGGGAAAUAAUAUAUCCUCAUUGUAAUCUGCCAUGAAGUUACUUAAUAUACAUACUUUGUUUUCUCAAAAA
This is a messenger RNA of Mangifera indica (mango), 1132 nucleotides long. RefSeq lists its product as uncharacterized. The record is from RefSeq and is a predicted model, not a curated record. Lineage: Eukaryota; Viridiplantae; Streptophyta; Magnoliopsida; Sapindales; Anacardiaceae. The coding region runs from base 491 to 904 and encodes 137 amino acids. The transcript is spliced from 2 exons.